UUCAACUUGCAAACCAUCUCCCUUUUCUCGCGUAUAUAAGCCUAUGGGUUCCUUUGUUAAUCCAACCUAAUCGAAUCCUCUCCUCUUUGCAGAGAGAGAGAGAGCUGAAGAACACCCGCGAAAGGCUAGUACAAUGCCGUCCGCACCUACACGGCCGUCGCCGCAGCAGCACAGCCGGAUCACUGCCGGCGGGAGGGCCUCUGUGGUGGCGUGCGCUGCUCACGCGGCGGUGCCGGGCGAGGUGGCGCGGUACCACGAGCACGCGGUGGCCGUGGGGCAGUGCUGCUCGGCCGUGAUGCAGGCGAUUGCGGCGCCGGCGGAUGCGGUGUGGUCGGUGGUGCGGCGCUUCGAUCGGCCACAGGAGUACAAGCACUUCAUAAGAAGCUGCCGCCUCGUGGACGGCGAUGGUGGCGCGGUGGGCUCGGUUCGGGAGGUUUGCGUUGUGUCCGGGCUGCCCGCCUCGAGCAGCCGCGAGCGGCUCGAGAUGCUAGACGACGAGCGGCGGGUACUCAGCUUCCGGAUCGUGGGCGGCGAGCACCGUCUCUCCAACUACCGCUCGGUGACCUCCGUGCACGAGGCGGCGUCGGCGGCCGGGCUGGUCACCAUGGUGGCCGAGUCGUACGUGGUGGACGUGCCGCCGGGGAACACGAUCGACGAGACGCGCACGUUCGCUGACACCAUUGUGCGCUGCAACCUCCAGUCGCUGGCGAGCACGGUCGAGCAGCUCGCGAUGGCAGUGCCGCGCCACAACUGAUGCAUGCUCUUCCGGACGGACGGACGCCACGGUUGGGCUG
This is a messenger RNA of Phragmites australis (common reed), 794 nucleotides long. Its product is annotated as abscisic acid receptor PYL4-like. Gene Ontology annotation, biological process: abscisic acid-activated signaling pathway. NCBI's taxonomy places the organism in Eukaryota, Viridiplantae, Streptophyta, Magnoliopsida, Poales, Poaceae. The coding region runs from base 134 to 754 and encodes 206 amino acids. The record is from RefSeq and is a predicted model, not a curated record. Gene Ontology annotation, molecular function: protein phosphatase inhibitor activity; signaling receptor activity; abscisic acid binding. The transcript has a single exon. Gene Ontology annotation, cellular component: nucleus; cytoplasm.